UCCGUCUUGGGGCCGUGGCAGCCCGGGCACAGACCAAGAUCUGUGUUGUGAAUGUGACAUCCAGCUUCAGCGGAGUAAUUAUUACCUCCGCCUCCUACGUUCAAAGGGGAAUAAAAACUUGUUUUGUGUGUAGUUUCCUCGUGGUUGCUGUGUGGAGCCUGCCGCCACACACCCACUCCUCAACAACGACGGCUUUUGCUUGCAUCUUCCAGUGCUUCUUCUGUCAGCAAGUUCAGCAGAGCUGCUGCUCGUCCGCCGCUAGCCCGGACGCCGCAGCCCCCGGCACAUCAGCCAAUCACAGCCCAGAGCCCCGCCCAUGUGACAUGGUGAAGAUGACCAAGUCGAAGACGUUUCAGGCCUACCUGCCCUCGUGUCAUCGCACCUACAGCUGUAUACACUGUCGGGCACACCUGGCUAACCACGACGAACUCAUCUCUAAGUCAUUCCAAGGAAGCCAGGGGAGAGCCUACCUCUUUAACUCUGUUGUGAACGUGGGCUGCGGGCCGGCCGAGGAGCGGGUUCUCCUAACAGGUUUACAUGCCGUCGCUGACAUCUACUGUGAAAACUGUAAAACCACUCUGGGAUGGAAAUACGAACAUGCAUUUGAGAGCAGUCAGAAGUACAAGGAGGGGAAGUUCAUCAUCGAGCUGGCUCACAUGAUUAAAGACAAUGGCUGGGAGUGACAUCACUUCCUGUCUCCGGCCCUUUAAUGACCUCUGACCUAUCAGAGCUCUGGAUCUAUCAGACUUCACAGAGCGACAACCAAUCACCAUCAACCACCCACCGUGCCGCCCCCUCCUAACACACACAAAAACACACCCACACACACACAGUCCCUGCUGGUUGUGAAACUGAACAUGAUGCUGUUGAACUGGAGAGAUGACUAGCCUAUUGGGGGUUGGACCUUCAGUGAAGACCAUGUGAUCUCACCAGCCAAUGACAGACAGCUGGACUUGAAUUGGCUCCUCCUUCAUCAACCAGGCCCCACCCACCUCACUGGCGUUGGCACUUAGUUACACGGCUGCCAUGGCGAUGUGAGAGAGAGGAUAACAUGAUAACGUUCUACUACCCUCUUCCUCCUCUGACCCGGGAGGAAGAGGAGGUGUUGCAGGAGGGAAGGGGACAGGGUGGCACAGGGGG
Messenger RNA from Oncorhynchus nerka (sockeye salmon), 1140 nucleotides. RefSeq names its product yippee-like 1 (gene ypel1). The coding region runs from base 324 to 683 and encodes 119 amino acids. Lineage: Eukaryota; Metazoa; Chordata; Actinopteri; Salmoniformes; Salmonidae. The transcript is spliced from 5 exons. The record is from RefSeq and is a predicted model, not a curated record.